This is a messenger RNA of Meleagris gallopavo (turkey), 735 nucleotides long. The record is from RefSeq and is a predicted model, not a curated record. NCBI's taxonomy places the organism in Eukaryota, Metazoa, Chordata, Aves, Galliformes, Phasianidae.
GGCGUCCCCUUAAUUUCCGGCCGUCCCUUCUCCCCCUCCGCAGGGUAUUCGGGCUGGCCAUCGUCUCCACGUCGCUGCUCAACAUGCUGCUGCCUUCCGCCGCACGCACGCACGUGGGCUGCGUCAUCGCCGUGCGCGUCAUGCAGGGCCUGGUGGAGGGGGUGACGUACCCGGCGUGCCACGGCAUCUGGAGCAAAUGGGCGCCGCCCCUGGAGAGGAGCCGCCUCGCAACAACGGCUUUCUGCGGUGGGCGGGGCCGGAAGGGGCGGGGCAAAGCAAAAGGCUGGGCUUCUUGCGGGAGGGCUGAUAUAGAGGGUUGUACGAGGGGGGCGGGGCCAGGAGAGGGGGCGGGGCCUCAAGGGGGCGGGGUUUGUGUGGGUGUGGAAUGGGGAGGGGUCUGAAGGGGCGGGGGUUAAGAGGCCGGAAGUAGGCGUGGUUUAAAGGGGGCGUGGUCUGGUCGAGCCUGAUGGGGCGUGGCUGGGGAAGGGGCGGGGCCUGGGGGUGUGCGGUUGAUUGGGCGGGGUCGAAGUGUGGGCAGGGCAUUGCAGAGAGCACAGCCAAUGGGAAGCGUGAGUUAGGCAGGAGGCGUGGUCUGGGCGGGGCCUGGAAGGGCAGCGGUGCAGUUGAUUGGGUGUGUCCUUUGGUGGGCGUGGCUUAGUGGGACCUCACGUUUAGUCCUGGGGUGGGGUUAUGGGGCAAAGUGGGGAGUUAUGGGGCUGGGGGGUGGCUAUGGGG